AUGUCGAUUCUAGCUGAGCCACGUCGGAAACAGAGGAUUAGUAUUGAUCCACAGAAUCUGACAUGGAAAAACGAUGAUCAAAAGUAGGGCUUUUUAUUUCAAUCCGUUUCACUUGUAGUCAAUUUGUAGAUUCUCGAAGAGACUUAUGGAAAAAAUGGGAUGGAAUGAAGGAGACGGUCUCGGAAGAAACCGUCAGGGUAGCGCCGACGCAGUCAAAUUAAAGGCGAAUAAUUCGGGAAAAGGAUUCGGAGCUGACAAGUUGACUGAUUACGACUCGACAUGGAUUUCGCAUCACGACGAUUUUGCCGAUCUUCUGGCGGCUCUCAAUAAAAAUAAGGAGCAGGAGCCGGAGCAGACGGAAGAGGAGAAGGCGACUGCCGCCGAGAAGAUUUCCAUCGAGUUGAAGAGCAAGUCGAUCCGACGUAGAAUUCAGUGAGUGAUGAGAAUUGGGAAUGAAACGUUUAGGGUAGAUUCUUUUCAGUUAUCAAAAAUUCACCCGAGCAAAGGAUACGACCAACUACACUGAAAGCCACAAAAAGGGAAUCCUGGGACUUGGAAGACUGAAAAAAGACAGAGAAGAGCAGGAAAGGGCGGCAGAGAAGAAUAAAGAAAAGAAGAAGGAAAGUAGUGACAGUCAGGACUCCGAAGAGGACAAAAAAGAAGGGAACAACACGGUGAGCACUCUUUCCGUCGGAGACUAUUUCGCCGCCAAAAUGGCUGGUCUAAAAGCGAAAAGAGAAGCGGCUGUUAUGAACGGAGAGAUCGAGAUCAAGAAGGAAAUCAAGGAAGAGGUCAUAGAAGAGGUGUCGGACGGAGAGAAAGCGAAAAGGAAGGCGGAAAAGAAAGAACGGAAGAGACUACGACGUGAACAAAAAGCAAAGGAACAACUGGAGGCUGAAGAAUUCGAGAUCAAAGAGGAGUUGAAGGAAGAGGAACCCGAGGAAAUCGAUGACGCCGAAAGAAAACGACUCAAGAAGGUUCGUGGCAUUCUGAAAUGUUUGCCCAAAAAGUCCCCUUAUUCUGCUCAUAUUCCUAAACACAAUUUUGAUCAAACUAGGCUCAUUUUCCUUAUCAAAAUUGUCAUCCAAACUGUCAUUUUGAUACUGCACUUUUUAGCAAUUUUAUAACUCCACUCGUCUGAAAUUUUUCCGUUUCCUAGUAAGCAACUGGGCAUAGGUGCGAGAUGUUUGAGAAACGCCAAAACAUUUUUCCGACCUGGCGGUCGGAUUGAAAUUUCCGAACCAGCGGCAAAGACCCUGCGCAAAAGAAUACCAACAAUUUUCAAAAAAUGUUUAUCCAAGCUUCGUUUUAUUGUAGUGGGUUCAAAUGAGUGGAAACUGAAUGAAUAUGACCAAAUGAAGUAAUGGAGACACUUGGGGCAACCUGACAACCUCUUACAGUCGCGGUAAAGUCGGCAAUGUCCCCACAAAAAUGUCUUCUGUUGUCUUGUAUUAUCUUGUAUUGUAUUUGCAGGAGAAAAAGAGACUAAAGAGACUCCACGAGCAGCAGCAGCAAGAGGCUGGAAAUAGAGAAACCGAGGAGGAAGACUUACCGAAGAAAAGAAAGAAGCUGUCAGCUGACGACCACUAA
This is a messenger RNA of Caenorhabditis sp. 36 PRJEB53466, 1590 nucleotides long. Lineage: Eukaryota; Metazoa; Nematoda; Chromadorea; Rhabditida; Rhabditidae. The record is from the annotation of a GenBank genome assembly.